Messenger RNA from Fonsecaea multimorphosa CBS 102226, 1164 nucleotides. RefSeq lists its product as uncharacterized. Gene Ontology annotation, cellular component: plasma membrane. Lineage: Eukaryota; Fungi; Ascomycota; Eurotiomycetes; Chaetothyriales; Herpotrichiellaceae. The record is from RefSeq and is a predicted model, not a curated record. Bases 1 to 1164 code for a protein of 387 amino acids. Gene Ontology annotation, biological process: intracellular protein localization. The transcript has 3 exons.
AUGGCACAACCAGCGAGCCGGGGUGAGGAUGUCGAGGUCCGCAACCGACUGCCCACUUUGAUGGAGGUUCUGGGAAGAAGAACUUUGGCUCCGGUUGAUUUGUUUUCAUUCUACAUUUACAUGCGUGACCAGCAACGCUCGGUGGACUACCUGGACUUUUGGCUCGAUGUCUCUCAACAUAUGUCCUUGUGCCGCCACUAUGUCCGAGAACUGCGCCGGUCGAUGCUCGUCGAUACGCCCGAGAUGGAAAAGACCACCAGCAAAAGGUCUUCGGCGUUGCUCGAACAGUUUGAACUCGGCGAAGGAAUAGACUCAAGAAAGAGUGGUCACGAAUCAAGAGUGUCUGCCAUCUUAAGAUCAGAUAACGGAGGUGCUGGUGCUGCAGGCCCAAAGCCCCCUCGAAGCAGAGAAGGAGGCGGUGCUACUACCGAGCACUCACCUUCCCACAGCUUGGGAUCAGCAAAUUCAAGAAACCUCAGUCGUCCUUCCGGCGACCGACCCUCGCCGUCCGAGCUGCCACAACCGUCCUACUCUACCCCUGAAGUGCGAACGGACUCGAAUUCUCCUGGACAUAGUGUCGCUAGGGCCGACAUUAAAGCCAGCGCGGAGAAGAUCCUCUACACUUUUGUCUUGCCUGGAUCAGAGCGAGAAAUUGUCUUGCCAGACACUAUGCUGAACAGGAUCAUUCGAGCAAUCGAGGAGGAAGGACGAGAUGAUCCAGAAGUGUUUGACGAUGCAAAGGACUACGUCUUUCAGGCGAUGGAGAGGGAUGCGUUUCCAGGGUUUUUGCAGGCCAAAGCCCUGGGAAAUCUGGUCCCAUUGAGCGUGUUGAUCAGGCUCGCUAUUGGUCUUGCGAGCUUGAUGGCCGGGUUUUGGGCCGGUUACUACAUGAUUCUGCGGGAUAGGUCGAGGGCCACUCGCUGCUGGCUUAUCCUUCCUUUUACCAUCGGCUGCUACUUCCUCGUCUCCUACCAAUACAAGCUCGACAUCGUUGCUGCCUACCUGGGAUUUAGUGAAUACACAUGGAUGAACUGGUCACGCGUCAGAGAGCCGUUUGUGCGUCGACUGCUUCUGACGCGAGCGACUAUUGCAUUCUUGAUGUUUGCGGCAACGGCGGUAGCAUUGAGUGUCUUGUUUAUAUUUGUGCCGGGCACGAGGUUCUAG